Molecule: messenger RNA, 987 nt
Organism: Lipotes vexillifer (Yangtze River dolphin)
Lineage: Eukaryota; Metazoa; Chordata; Mammalia; Artiodactyla; Lipotidae
Gene: CLDN4
Product: claudin 4
Exons: 1
Coding region: 82-711 (209 amino acids)
Cellular component (GO): membrane; bicellular tight junction
Molecular function (GO): structural molecule activity
Source: RefSeq, a predicted model, not a curated record
CCUCGGCACUUGGACUCCUACAGCCUCCAGGGCCGGAUCCCCACAGACUUCCAGGUCCUAGACCCCAGCAGACGCUAAGCUAUGGCUUCCAUGGGGCUGCAGGUGAUGGGUAUCGCUCUGGCCGUGCUGGGCUGGCUGGGCGCCAUACUGAGCUGCGCGCUGCCCAUGUGGCGCGUGACGGCCUUCAUCGGCAGCAACAUCGUCACGUCCCAGACCAUCUGGGAGGGCCUGUGGAUGAACUGCGUGGUGCAGAGCACGGGCCAAAUGCAGUGCAAGGUGUACGACUCGCUGCUGGCGCUGCCGCAGGACCUGCAGGCGGCCCGCGCCCUCAUCGUCAUCUGCAUCAUCUUGGCCGUGCUCGGUGUGCUGCUCUCGGUGGUGGGCGGCAAGUGCACCAACUGCGUGGAGGAUGAGAGCGCCAAGGCCAAGACCAUGAUUGUGGCUGGCGUGGUGUUCCUGCUGGCCGGCUUGCUGGUGAUGGUGCCCGUGUCCUGGACGGCCCACAAUAUCAUCCGCGAUUUCUAUAACCCACUGGUGGCCUCGGGCCAGAAGCGGGAGAUGGGUGCCUCGCUCUACAUUGGCUGGGCCGCCUCUGGCAUGCUGAUGCUCGGUGGGGCCUUGCUUUGCUGCAACUGCCCGCCCCGUACCGACAAGCCCUACUCCGCCAAGUACUCUGCCGCCCGCUCCGCUCCAGCCAGCAACUACGUGUAAGGCGCUACCAUUGACUCUUCCUUUUGGCUUUGUUUCUCCCUGGACUGAGCUUACUGUGACCCCAGGAUGGCCCUGCCAAGCAGGGACUGAGCCAGGCCGUUGGCCAGCAGCCCUCAGCCCCUCCUGGCCCUCUCGGACAUUUUCUCAAGGUCACCUCCAACACUAGCACGGAUGGAUGGAGAGACUCCUGCACCACCUCCUCGGAAUGGCCGUGGAUACAGGGGGCUGUGGCUUCUGCUGGCCCGGACGGCUCAGCCCUGAUUUUGCUUGGGCUCU